Molecule: messenger RNA, 2097 nt
Organism: Neurospora hispaniola
Lineage: Eukaryota; Fungi; Ascomycota; Sordariomycetes; Sordariales; Sordariaceae
Product: squalene epoxidase-domain-containing protein
Exons: 1
Coding region: 170-1747 (525 amino acids)
Biological process (GO): ergosterol biosynthetic process
Cellular component (GO): endoplasmic reticulum; membrane
Molecular function (GO): squalene monooxygenase activity; flavin adenine dinucleotide binding
Source: RefSeq, a predicted model, not a curated record
CUGUGCUUAUCGCAAGCUACGUAUUACUUCCACUUUCUGGACCCCACACGGAGCGAGGAUCGUCGACAAACAGUUUGGGAACCUCAACGACCCGAUUUAUACCGAUACGUCAAGCAACUUGAUAAACCACACAAACGAAUACACCACAACCCCCCCAUUUUCCGUCCCGAUGACGAUCGAAGCUGACUCCGCCGAGGUCCGCAAUGCGCAGCGGCGAGGAAAGUUCCACGAGGCCGAUGUGGUAGUAGUAGGCGCCGGCGUCUUUGGUUGCGCGGCCGCGUACGCGCUUGCCAACCAGGGCCGUAGCGUGAUCCUACUCGAGAGAUGGAUGCACGAGCCCGACCGGAUAGUGGGCGAGUUGCUACAGCCCGGAGGUCUACAAGCGCUGCAGAAGCUCGGGCUGGGCCACUGCGUCGAAGGGAUCGAUGCCAUCACCUGCUACGGAUACCACGUCGUCUUCCACGGGGAGGAGGUGGCCAUUCCUUACCCGGUGGUGGACGACCAAGGAAACGUGUACUCUGGCGAAGCGGCCGCACGAGUAGAGUCGACAACGACAAGCAACGGGACAGCAGGCAAGGCAAAUAACGGGCCCAAGCUACGACGACCCGAAGGCCGAUCCUUCCACCACGGCCGCUUCAUCAGCCAACUCCGCAAGGCCUGCGCCGGCCACCCCAACAUCACCAUCUUCGAAACGACCGUGACCUCGGUCAUCCGGGGCUCGUACUCCAACCAAGUCCUCGGCGUCGAAACCCUCACCACCACUGACCGCGACACCGGCGAAAAACAGCCCGACUUCUUCUUCGGCCAACUAACCCUCAUCGCCGACGGCUACGACUCCAAGUUCCGUAAACAGCUCUUGCCUUCCGGCCCCGACACCACCCCUGUCGUGCGCUCCAAGUUCUACGCCCUCGAACUCAUCGACUGCCCGUUCCCCCCUUCCGGCUACGGGCACGUCGUCAUUGGCAAAACCUCACCCAUUCUAUUGUAUCAGAUCGGCACGCACGAAACCCGUGCCCUCAUCGACGUCCCGCUCGACCUCCCCGCCGCUUCGGCAGCCAACGGUGGCGUACGGGGAUACAUCGAGAACACCGUCGUGCCUACUCUCCCUUCCUCCGUCCGCCCUUCGGUCCUCGCCGCCCUAAAAGAUGGCAAAAUCCCCCGCUCCAUGCCCAACUCUUACCUCCCCGCCUCGGGGAAAGCCAACACGGCCCGCACCCCCGGCGUUCUGCUGCUAGGAGACGCGUACAACAUGCGCCACCCCUUGACGGGGGGCGGCAUGACCGUCGCCUUUUCCGAUGUGGUCCUUUUGGCGUCCCUUUUGCAUCCCGAUCGGGUACCCAACCUUGCUGACUCGGCCGCCAUCGAGACCGCCAUGAAGGAAUUCCACUGGCGCCGCAAGGCGUGGACGAGUAUCAUCAACACCCUGGCCCAAGCGCUGUAUUCGCUUUUUGCGGCGAACGAUUGGCAGCUUGAUGCCUUGAGGAAGGGCUGUUUCCGGUAUUUCCAGAUGGGAGGCGCAAAGACGGAUGAACCUGUGGCGCUGAUGGGUGGACUUUUGCAACGGCCCGUGGUGCUGGCGAGACAUUUCUUCACGGUGGCGUUUGUGGCCAUCUGGUUGCAUAUGUGUGAGCGGGUGGGUAGUGUGUGGGGACUGUGGAAGGCGCCGUUGGUGUUGGUUGAAGCGGUCUUGAUUCUCUGGAAGGCGUGUGUGGUGUUUUUGCCGACGAUUUGGAAGGAGGCUGUUUGAGGAUGGGGAAGGGAGUGCUUAGGGGGGGUCUAAUGGCUGAUGAUGGACGACAGAUGUGGAAGAAGAACGAAGCGCUUUAUUAAAAGAGCUGAGCUCUCUAUGAAGAAACGGAAAGUGAUGAGACUUUGAAAAAGAAGGAUGACCUGCAGGUGUCUGGACAGACCAAACCCCCUUUUAUGGGGCACAGGGUCCUGUUGCAGUGUAUAGUUACCUUUGCCGAGAUAUAGUAGGAAUUAUCAGGUACAAUAAUGCUAAUUGCUGGAAGAAGAAGAGCAAUGGUCUCGGGUUAUUGUCAAUGACAACUCAGGAAGCCCAGGCGAUGGCCGAAGUCAAAGGCUCUUCAGACAGGG